Molecule: messenger RNA, 23361 nt
Organism: Columba livia (rock pigeon)
Lineage: Eukaryota; Metazoa; Chordata; Aves; Columbiformes; Columbidae
Gene: CELF1
Product: CUGBP Elav-like family member 1
Exons: 13
Coding region: 12563-14113 (516 amino acids)
Biological process (GO): mRNA splice site recognition; regulation of alternative mRNA splicing, via spliceosome
Cellular component (GO): cytoplasm; nucleus; ribonucleoprotein complex
Molecular function (GO): mRNA 3'-UTR binding
Source: RefSeq, a predicted model, not a curated record
UUGCCUAUUGGAGAUUCCUUUGAAAGGUUUAGAGAAGCUGGUUUUACUUUCAAUUAUGAAGGUAGUCAUUUUCCACUGCAGUGAGCACUGUUCCUUGAACCUUAAAUUCUUCCUGCCUUUUUACUGCUAAAGGGGGUUGGGAGCAUUAACAAUUUAGGACUGUGAGUAUGAAGUCAAUAGGCUUCUUUAGCUCCAUCUGUGGUUUAAUGAUUUUAGAAACAUGACAAACUACAAAGUAGAAAUGCUGUCUUCAUAGUAAUUUCUUGACCAGAACAAAUCUCAAGUACUCUGUAGUACAUGAAACCCUAAAGGUGCGUAUUAGUGGAACAACUCUCUGUGGGCUGAGAUAAAUUUGCUUAUGUGCAGCAGAACGGGAACAGUCUAGUAUGAAAAUGCUUGGAGCCAAAUGCAAUGAUUUUACAUUGCAGUUUUUUUAAUGCCUCUGAAGUCCAGCAAGUGGGUAGUUUCAUGAGGCAGCUGAGACAAUUCCCCCUUAUUCAGACUCCAAUUGAGUAGUCCUGUGUCCUUUGGUUAUGCUUGCUUCUCGUGAUAGUUUGACUGCGUGGUAUGCAAAGUCAGCUUGACAACCCAACCAAAAAGCUCUUUUGUGAUCAAUUAGUUCUUUCCCCGAUUUAGCAAGUUGGAGUGAUUUGGUGUGUGGUCAGAGGAGGACAAAACUAAUAGAUCGGACUUUCUGGAACUGUGUGUCUUAAGAGUUUCAGUUCACUUGUGAGGACAGUUGACCUGUAACUGCUGUGUUAAGCAACACUAUCAUGCUCAAAGUGUGGUGAUUGUUGCUGUUCUGAUGAAUCACCUUUGCUAUGGCAGAAAUAAUUAAGGUGUGCUUUAGGCUGUAGGCAACGAGGGAGAGAUGAGUUUUGCUAUUUUCUAGAGAAAAUGCUUUUUUUCUGCUGUGGUCAGACAUUUGCUACAGUUUUCAUAGAUAUAUUGGAAAGGAUUUAGUUAUGUCUGUAUCAGAAAGAAAAUCAAAUUUGUCUUUGAAGUGCAGGAUAUCCUGUCUCUCCAUAUGUUACUCAUCAGGACACAAAGAGCUAAAGUUGGAUUAAGAAAUCCAGGAACGUUUUCAAGUUAUUUUUAGAGAAUUGGUGAUUGACUUCUGUGUAUGGAAGUAUCAGUUAGAGGGCAUUGGUCUCCAGGCAUAGUGGGUGUUGUAAAACACACAACUUAUUUCCUAAAUUACUGGUGCUCUGUACUUUGCUCUUCCUAACUAUUUGUUUCUCCAUUGGGACCACACAGAAGAUAAGAAAGAGAUAAUACUGGUCGUUAUAUAAUACUUGUAGUUUAGUCUGAAGAGUUUGUGUCUUUUGAGACAGACUAAUCUGUGCUUAGACCUAGUUUUUCAAACUCAUGGGAUUUUACCAAUUACAAAACGCAGGUCCAGAAUCAGUAGUUUGGGAUUAUUUAAAUAACAAAAUAAUCAGAUUAUUUAAAUAAUAAUGAAAUAAUCAUCAAGUUUAUGGUUGUUGAAAGUAGGUCACAAAACUGAACACAUCCAUUUGGUGUGAGGUCCGUGGUUUCUCAUCUUAAGAGCAACAUAAAGUUGGAUCAUCUGUCCUAAUACGGAUGUAGAAAGGUGUCCAAAUGAAAGAGAAUCAAGUCUUUUCUUGAAUGUCUGAUGAUGGUAUAUAAUAUUGUCUGUAUGCAUUCCAGUAUGAAAUGCCUCUUAUGAUGAUUAACUCCAUAAAUUGACUCCAGAGAGACAUAUCAGAAUAAAACUGAUGGCAUUGCGCUUCGAGCCUGGUACCUCUGAGCAGGAGUCAGCUUUGCUUUGACUUAAGGAAUCAGCCAGCCUUUGAAAUAGCACUUGGUUUUGUUAGGCAUUUUUCUGGUAGCUGCUGUCUAUAACCAGACAGGUUGUUGAAUAAAGAGUUUACUCUGAGGCUUGCAAUUGUAGUGCUUGUAUUGUUCUUACUGCCCUGCCCCUCCUUUAGGGUGAUCCUGUUGUUCUGAAAAUAAGCUCUCAUGAAAGCUCCAUUGGGACAGAUCUGUAGGCAUGGUGUGUGAUGAAGAACAGCAGUUUAUCUGGUUUUACCUGAAACAUAUCUGCAUUCAAAUAGAAUUUCUGCAGAACUGAGCCUCUUCCAAAAUGGAAGUCUUUGGUAUAGAGAUGAAAAUAUGCAUUAAGAGAUUGUAGAUUUGUCUACUUAGAAGGAGCUUUGGUUCUUUUACCAUAACAGAAUUUAAUUCUUCCUCAAUACUUCUAAAGCCAUUUAUAGUGUAGGAAAGUACAUGUAAAUUUUGUUUGGUUAUAAAUUUGUUUGUUUGGAGGUAGGGAGUGUUCUGGAUCAGAGUAUUCUUUUUCAUUCUUUCUGGGCUUAGCUUUUCCUGAAGUCGAAGCCUACUAUAGCAUCUAAAGAUUAUUUAGACCUUGCUAAUAAGGAAAUUCUAGAUGGUCAUGGCUGUAUUUUCUUAGCUGAUUAGGAAGACUAUGGCACAGAUAUAUAUCAUACUGUUUCUCCUUUGGCCUUUCCAAGAGGCUUGGAAAACACUCUGACAUUUUUGUUAUGGUCCUGCAUGUGUCUUAAUAGCUGGUGAAGUUUUGUAGGUGGCUGCUUGUCCAAAAUAUGCAGCAUAAGUCUCAACUUUGAUUAGGAGACAAGAUAACAAAAUAAUAACUUCCUAAAUUGAUUGCAUUUCUUCUGUGCCAGGAGUGAUGCUGGAGCUUCCCUUGUUUCAUCUGUUAGUCUUUUCUACCCACAAUGUAUGUGGGAGCUUGAAUUGUUUGCCUUUCCGGGAAUACCACAUCCCAUCCCCAUCUCCACUCUGCUCACAGACGGUACUGGAGCUGCACUGCUGCCUUUGCAGCCUUGUGCCGAGAGCCAGGGCAUAUCAUGCCUUAUUGUGUUCUAAGUUAAUGCACUAUGUAGACAUUAUUACAGCAAUUACUAUUUUAACUGCUUAGUGUGAUCUCCUGGAGCUGCCUGGACUGCAUUUGAACUCUCUUCAGGUAACAUGCAACAAAAAGCUUUCAUUUGAAUAAAAUGAAAUGAGAAAUAGUGAUUGAUUUUUUUGGUAUUGUAUAAUGUUAACUGGUUCACAUUUCUGUCUGCUACUAUUAGUAGAAACAAUUUGAUUUUAAAGAACUCCUCAAAAUGGCUUGCAUGGCUGAUGUGAUGACUGCAAAGAACAAGGAGACUUGAGAGUUGUUCCUUUGUGUAGUCCAAAAGGUCUCCUGAAACUGGGAAUAAAAAGGGAAAUAAAAAGCAAGCCUCUGUCAUACUUCUCAAAGAUUUUUAAACAGUACUGAUUACUAUUCUAAGACAUUUCAGAAAGGAGACAUUUAAAAGUAAUUGAAUAAUAUGAAAUUGGUUCCUUUGAAUUAAGAUUACACAUUAUGUUUCUUAAGUAAAAAUGUAACUGACUAGUUAUUACUUUAAUAUUUUACUUUACACAUGCACAAGGUAUGUUGCUUGCAAUAAAUGCUGGUUAAAGGCAUUUUUGAUUCUCAUGUAGGGCAAUAUGUGGUAUUGUCCUGAAACUAUAUAGCUGGUUCUGUAGUCUCCCCUGGGUCCAAUAUGCAACCACACAGCGAUUGUCGGUGCAGAUGUAGUUGCUUUGCCCAUUGUAGUGUUUUGUGGCAUGUUUGGCUUGAAGACAAGCACCAUGAUCAGAGCUUUCCAGGACCCAGUAGAUUUCGAGUUUCUUUGCAGAAUAUCAACUUCUGGCUUUGUUUCAGUGGCAGAAAACUAACCUAAAAUGUGUAGUUGGUUGUUGAAAAAAUGUCUCUAGCAAAUAUUGCAGAGAUGAUGUUUGUUUCCAGUGUAUCUUUUUGACUAAGUACAGAGAUGCAGAAUUGUAUAACAUAGGAGAAGACAGCAAAAUACAGGCCUAUUUGAAAACAGAUUUCUAGGACUUGUGUUUGUAUUUGCAAAGUAAGAAAAGUUGAAAGAGAUAUUAAAUAUUCUGUUCCAUAGAACUGCUUGCAGUGUUGAUUCUUACACAAAAACUGAAAUACCUGGAGUUAAACUUCUGGCCAGUCUUUAAAAAAAAAUCAUUUUUGUAAGCUCAGAGAUAACAUUCAGGGAGAGAAAGAGGGGAAAGUCAGUGUGAGUGGACCUGUACCUCUGCUUUCAUGGCGUGAUAGCUUGCAAGCAUUAGUAUUCUUCUCUUCUACCGAAGAUCUACGCAUUGAAGUGCUAGCAUGAUUUGUCAUCCAUACUUUCUGUGUGUCUCAUGAUCUGAAUAAACAAAAAGAAAGGGGGAUAGGAACCCCUUCAAACCUUGCUGCUGCCUUAAAUAUUACAUCCUGUCUUCUUUUAAUAGUUCUCUGUCCUUUCACAGGAUAGAAAUGUGUGUCCUCGCUUCUUAUACUCUCAUUUCCUGCCUUGUCUCCUGGUCUGUGUAAUUCUGCUUCCUUUAUUUCCUCUUACUAUUGUUGUGACCAAGCCACUUUUCCUACUUUCUCAAGAAUUUUUUUCUGUCUACAGUGCCAAAGUGUCUACAGGCCUUUCAGAUCUCUCUUAAGUUCUUAAGAUUUCCAUAGUUUGUCUCUUGCAAAAUAUCAGCACUAAUAUUGUGUUCUAGCACCGUGAUGCUAAAAAACACAAAAUGCUUUCCACACCGUCUAUGAAAUAUUGGCAGACGUUUAAAAAAAUAAUGUUUAACUGAAACUUUGUUUUGCAUACCUUCUUAUAGAGCUAAGCUAAGCUGAAAUACGCGUUUCACAUCUAUUUAAAAAAAAUGUUGUUUUUAACAUGUAUAUGCCUUCAUUUAAUGCGAGGAAGAAAACUAUACACUUCUGCUUUAAAAGCAAUUGCCCUGAGAAUCAUAGAUCAAUGCUUCUUCUUCAUAUCAAUUAUUAAUUGGAAAAUGUCUUGCAAAGAGGUAUAAACGUGUGAUGAUUACUUCUUGUCUAUGAUUUGCCAGAAUUCAUUAUCCUAGGGAGCCUGCAUUAAUGCUUGUUGUUAUCUGUUCUACAAGUACAGAUGCUCUAAUAGGUUGUCAUGCAUUAACUGCUCCAAAUUCAUUAUUUGGUCUUUUGGCAAAUUGUUCAUCUGCUCAUUUGGAUUGUAUAUAGUAUCUUCCACACAGUGUUUUCUCAGCCAGGCCUUUGCUGUCUUCUUUGCAUCACAGUAAGUUUUACUGUAUUAUAGUUUUCUGGGUUUUGUUUUUCAAAUAUCACUACUACUAUCAAGAACUAGCUGAUAAUGCUGGUUUUGGUCUCCAUUUCUGUUCCCUUAGUCUGAAAAAAAUGAGGAAGUAUGCAAGAUGAAGAAACAUAAUUUAGCUGGGAAGGACACAAGUUGAACUUCAGAUCACUAAACUGAAGGUCACAAUUGCUAACUUUAAUUACAAAAUAGAAGCUUAAAGCUAGUAAAAGAAAAUGCCUUACUCUGUAAAGGAAAGACAACAAUUCAGGUAUCUCCUGCAUGAUUUGUCAUCCAUACUUUCUGUGUGUCUCAUGAUCUGAAUAAACAAAAAGAAAGGGGGAUAGGAAUUUUUAUGAAGUGGAUUUUUAUGAAGUGGAUUUUUAUGAAGAUUAAUGGAAGUGUUUAAUGUAUCCUUGGGGAACAGGCAUAAGAAGAAGAUAAUUAAACGCUCAAGAGAAGAUACAGUUUCUAGGAUAAUAUUUUAAUUUAAACAUUAUACUUACAUGGACAUCUUUUUUAUUUCUCUGGUAAGUUAGUAGACUCUUACCCUGAUGCUGCACGGGUACUCUCAUUGAAAACAGGGUGGGUAGGUACUGGCUACCUUUCGGAAAGAACGUAAAUACUAACUGAAGUUGACUGUCAGUCUGUAAAUGGCACUAUUGCAAACUGUGAUAUUUGAGGUUUUUUGGAAUUUCUGCUUUUGUGUAAAAAAAAAAAAAAAAAUUAAAUAGAUACAGAUUUUGGAAAUGACAGCUGUGAUAUACCUCAAAAUAGUGCAAGCUUAUUUGCCUAGUCUCAAACCAGGGAGCUUUGGAGAGGCUAUUGGUUUGCUGAGGCCUCGUUGCCAUAGGGGAGUAAGAAAUGUUAUGGUCUAAGAUGGGUGUUUGAGGUCAUCAUCAGAAGGCAUUUUCAUGGCUGGUCAAUUCCAUAUUUUUUCUCUUUUGGUACUGCCUAUGUAGACCUUUGUAGUGUCAUCACUGAAGCAGCCGACACAGCUGCAGCAGGUCACGCACUGACUUGGUGGCCUCAUGCUGCUGUGUUAGCUGACAGCUGUAUGCUGAGAAAGUAAAACUCAGGGAAGCAUCAUGCAGCUGUUCUGCCCUAGAGAAGCAGAUCAUUGUCUACAGAGCUGUGGGUUGCUCACAUUUAAGAAUUCUGAUACCCACAGCCGUGACAGUGUAUUCACAGCAUGCAGCAUGCUCAUGUGUCCCCUCUCAGACAAGCAGAUGAAGAGGCUAUGUUUCAGAGAGAGGUGAGAGGAAAAUUGUCAAAGUUUGAAGGCUCCCAUUCUUUUUUAAUUUUAACAGAACAACUAUUUUUUCUAUAGUGCUUUUUGUCUUGUCCCAACACAAAUGCAUAGGCAUACUCCUGCUCUUUGGCAUGUUCCAGACCCAUCUUAACCAUUCACAAAGGCUAAUAAUCUGUAGUGUUUGUUUUCACCACAAAACUGACUUAGUGGUCUCUCGGCCUCUCUGUUUCUAGCUCAGGAAAACCUAUUGUGGUUUGUCUGGUAGCUUCCGAUAUGUCUCUUCCAAGUACUUGUCCAGUUUGUUGUUGCACUCACAUAAGUUUGUUGCAUCUGCACUACCUUUCAACAAGGAGUUCCAAAAAUUGCAUUAAGUAUCAUCUCCUUUUUGUAUCAGUUAUUAAGAUUUUGUGUUCUUAGCUGUCACUUGAAAAUUUAGUUUACAGAUACCAGCUGCUUAAGAAGGUAGUAGCCACACAUGACCUAUUACAAUUGAUAUGUGCAUUCACUUCAUUGCUGCUUGUUUGAAAUAAAAGAAAGAGGGACAUCUAGACUGGUCAGGCAAAUAAAUGUGUGGCAGUCAAAGCAGAACUGUUUAGAAUCACAUUGGUAUAUGGAUAAUACUGUGGAUACAAGUCUUGCUUACUUGUUUUUGCUGUUACAUUAAGGUCAAAGAUUUUUCUAUUGGAUCGUAAGUUGAUUCCUGGACUUUAUUGUACUUCUAGCAAAAUGAUGGCUUAAUGUUACUGGAGUGUCUGAAGACCUGGUGUUCUAGGCUACUUUGCUGGUGUCCUUUAAAGUGCUUUUGCGCUAAUGCAUGCAGGAUGGGGAACAAACAGGAGGAACUGAAUGUCUGUGCAGUCUGUGCUCUAAUCUAGAAGUACUUUGAUUAACAGAUACCUGCUACAGACACCUCAGUUGGAUUUUUAUUGGCUUGUUUUUAAAGGAAACAAUGCACAAGCCAUACACUGUGAUUCCUUCUGGGAAACUUUUGAAGCCACUGUUCAUAUUUAAAUAAAUUUGUCAGAGCAGUAAAUGUCUCAAGGCAUUAAGUUCCUAAUGAUAUAGCAUUAAGUGAGAGGCACAUCAAAACAGAACGUUCAGCUCUUGCCCUUUGCCCAUCAGUGUGCAAGUAGCUCUGAACUAGGCUGGCUCUUGGCUAUGGUCUGCACAACUAAACAGGUAGAAGUGACUGGAAGAUCUCAGGACUCAAUGGGUUUAUUAUAAGGAGGUAAGACACCUCUGUAGGAACAGCUUUUUUAGAUCUGCUUUUGGUAUGUAUUGGCAUACUUGUGUAAAGGGUUACCUCUCCAACAUAUUGGUUUAUUGUAUAGCAAACAGUAUUCUCAGUUGUAUCCCAAGAAAGCAUCGCUGCAUCCUGGUUUGCCUGUGUGACAUGGAAAUUGAGGAGCUAAGGGAAGUUGUUUGGAUUUUUGGAUCAAGUUGGUACAGAGCUGGGAAUAGAGCUGCCUUUUCUUCUGCAGCUUGUAAUCCCUUGGUGCCUCUCUGAAACAGCAUGUUCAACCAAUAGGUUUUUUCUGACCAAUUUAGUUCAAAACCACUUUGUACAACAGACUUACACAGGUAUAGGGCUUUAUAUACUGUUUUGUCACCUCAUAAUUGUCAUCUCAGUUACCGCAGAGAAGCAGUGACUUCUGUGGAUUUAAUCCAGUGUCUUCUGUACCUAUUUUCAUAUGAAGAUUUUGCACUUUAUUUAGACUAAGGAACUUAAGAACUGCCACACUGGACACAGUCUAGUUUGUGUUUUCCUUCUGAUAAUGACUAGGACUAUGUGCAUUAGACAAAGGGGUCUAAAAUCUUAAUUAUUGAUCAGUCUGUAUUUAAAAAUGAGGUUACCUAGCUGUUCAUUCCUAAUGGUAGUUCUUACGUGCAGUAUUUUGCUGCACAUAGCCCAUGGGUUACCCGUUAAAAAAUUUUAGAAAAAAAAAAUUAGAAAAUAGGUUUUGUGUAAUUUAUUUUGAAUCAUUUGUCUUUACUGUCAAAUAAAAGGGUAAGUUUAGCUACCAUUUUAUUUUUCCCUUUCUAAGAUCAUUAGGCAGAGAAAACAUCCUGUAAGCCAGAGGGAUAGGUGACUUGCUAAUUCGUCUGCUGGAAGAAAGCUGGGAGUCCUGGGGAUUCUUCAGUUAGACAAAAGUUCAGAAUUAAUUCCUUCUGAGCUUGUACAGAAUUAAUUGGAGCAGAAGCUACAGGUAAACAGGGCUUCAUUCACAAGCCAGAGAAGUAGGUCAAGAAUGUAUUGAUUUACCUCAGUUUUUUUCCCCAAAAUAUUUUGAGGAAGGGGAGAAAAAAAAAAACAUUAAAUUAUUUUUAAAAUUAAAUUUACUUGCCUAAUUUGUGAAAAUCAUCUGGAUUUGGAGAGUAUGGAGGAAUUAAGUGCUCUCAGAUAAAUGCAUGAGAGAGCACUGUGAAACUUUGCUGUUUCUGAGAUAAAACCAGUUGUCAUUCCUCCCCUACUGUCCUUUUUCUCCACCUGGAAACUUCUACAGAAAUUUCAUUUAAAUAAAAAUGUUUUUCAGAUAACCUGAAUUGUAGGCAGCCCUAAACUUCAUGUAUUCUGAUGGUAAAUUCAACUUGCUGAUUGUGUCCAAUUCCUGCACUCACGGUGCGUGACUGCCAUAGAGCUUGGCAGAGGAAGAAACUGCAGUUCUGGCAACUAGGUAAGGGGCUUUUUGUACCCAGCGAGGCAUGGGGAGAGAGUUUGGAUUUCAACAUAGGCAGAAAACAUUCUCACCACAUGCUUACGUGAUCAACAAUGAAACAACAAAAUAUUGACAAGUAGUUACUGUAUUUUGAUGCACAUAACCUAGGGGUUAUAUGUUUAAAAACAAAACUGCAAUUCAGCAACACUGCAGGGAUCUGGAUAUGCACAGAUAAUACAAGGGGAAGUUUAUUCUAGGAUCUGUCUCCUUCAAAGCUUCAUAGAAUCUGAUUUCCCCGUUGCCUGCAUCCUUUCCCAUAGUUUGCUCUCAUCAUCCCAGUAGUCCCUCAGUCUCAGGUUUGUAUAUGUUGUCUGAGAUUCAGCCUAUAAAAUGAAAGAUGGUAUUAUCUUUAGCUUUCAGAGUUAAUUGCUCAUUUAAAUGAACAAAGCUUUCUUAGGAAAGAAAACACCACACAGUUUUUUAGUUUUGUUAUGUUUUGUUGUUGUUGGUUUAGGUUUUGUGCCCCAGGAUGUGAUGUAAUUCUGUAAACUCAAAAAUAAAAGGAAAACUUUUAGCAUUUAUACUCUGCAAUCUCUGAGGAGCGUAUAUAGUGAAAGAUUCUGCAGCAUCAUCUAGGGCUUCAGAAGUGUAAAAAAAAAAAUAAAAAAACAGAAAACUUUUGUCUGUAUUAUGUAGAAGUUUUUAAUGUUCGUAUUGUCCUAUUAGCACCGCAAUUAAAUGUGUAGCUACAGUCCAUAGGGCUUGGAAUUUGAGACAUUGUUUCUAUUCUCCUUUGAACAGAAACAGUCAAAGAAUGGAUCUGGAAGCCAGCAGGGAUUUGACAUCUGAGCAAAAAAUAAGUGUGUUUAGCUCUCCUGUUUUUCUUUCUUUGUGAGCAAUGGCUAGGAUGACUUUUAUGGUUUCUUUUUAUUAUUCCACAGAAACACUGCUUCCUCAUUCAAUUCUUAUUUCUGUGCAGUAGUGAAAUACCAUUUUUUUUUCAACUCUUUCUGAUAUUUUCACAAGUGCAGUCCAUAAAUCUUUUCGUUUCACUACGUACUACAAAUCUGUGUGUACCCUAGUGUUUUGUCACUGAAAUUUCCAUCACUACUGCCGAAGUAUGCUACCCUGAGGCACUGAGUCUUGGCUAACAUGCCUUCAGAUAUUUAUUCACCAUUCUAGUAUUGAUUCUUUCUUUCUUUCUUUCUCCCAAAUUGUACGUAACAGCAUGUGAAAUAUUUUUGGCACACUUCAUUAAAUGAAGUGAGCACAUCACAGGAGAAAUUAGAGCAAAUAUAACAAGAACUAAAAAUUAAUAUGUACCAGGAUAGUUGCACAAAACUAAUGUUUUAACUAUCGAAGCAAGUAGGCUGAAUUUGACAUGGAAUGUAGCAGUGCGAAAAUGCCUGUAGUUUGUUGCAGUUUUGUCUUAAGGGAACAAGCAGGUAUGACUUCCAUUUUGGGGAGCAGAGAGAUGAGGGGAAGGGUGUCUGUAGGAUACGAUCAUGAUGACUUAGUGAUUUUCUUCAGUAAACUAAUAAAUCUCAGUAACCUUCUUUAAGACCCAUUUUCUAGAGUGUCUGUAGCUAGUAUCAUCUUUGGUCAAACCUACAGUGAAUGUGGCUGUUGGGGUAUUUUACUGGCUGCUUAAAAAAAUCUCAAGACUACUGGAAGAUCAGAAGGAAUGAAUUCUGAUCUUCAUAGGUAAGAGCAGAACUUACAGUGUUGUCUGUAUGUUUAUGUGAACAGUGGCAAGAACCCCACUGUCUCUUGUGCUGUUCUAAUCAUCUAAAUCUGAAGUGUUUCUGUGGGCUCAUUUUAGAAAAAUACGUAAGAGUGGGCUCCAGGCUCAACUUGACAUUUCGAUAUGAUGUAUUUUACACAACAUGGUGUUUUUCAGUGUUGAUGAGUCUGAAGGGUAGAUAUGAAUAAUUUACUGAAAGCUAAUAAGUUGACCUGUGCUCCCUAGUGCCUAUUUUUAUGCUCUUAACAGUGGUGUUAGAAGACACCUUACACCUUUUUGAUUAAAGAAUAAGCUUUCUUGCAUUUACCACAUAGUAAGAGCAUGCAUGAAGUAGUUACUGUUAAAUUCACAUCCUCUCUUAUUUUGCAGUAACACAUAUAUGUCUUUGUAUUACGAGGCCUAACUCCUUUUAAUAACCUUUUAAUUAACCUUGCUGUAGGCACAAGAUGGGAAAUGUUCUUUUUUUCAGAGGCUGGAAUGGUUAUUUAUGAAAAAAAUAAUUGGCAUUCUGUAACUGUGCAAGUGUGAAGAAAGCUGUAUAUUCUGGCCAGUCUAAAUAAGUGCAAGUACAUGUUUCAGUCAUUGAUAGACAAGAAAGAAGCAAUCGCAGCUGCCCAAGCAUGUAUUCCUUGAUGCUCUGAGAGUUUAUUUUGCAGUUAUAUUGACUGUAUAUGUAAGGCUUAUCUGGGUUCAUGUUUGGCUUUUAAUUAAGUCAUCCUUCCUGGAGUGCUUGGACACACCUGGCUACCUCUGCAGCACUUACUCUCUGCAGCACUUACUCUCUGCAGCACUUACUCUCUGCAGCACUUACUCUCUGCAGUCUCAUAUUUUUGCAUCUGUCAGUGCAUCCAGUAUUACCCAGAUUAUCUCCCCAUUAGUUUGGGUUUUGGAGAUUUAUCAAGAGGUCUGUAUUGUGUGUAUAAAUAUAAAUACUGUGUGUAUAAAACCCUUGAGCAAGAUGUUAUUCCUGCUUUAAUGAUGAAGCAGCUGAGGUGUUCUGAUCAGUGUUUUCAAAGAUUAUAAACAGUUUUCAACAAAUCUGUAUCAUCUAUAGGCUCUGCAUAUCUCUGGAUUUAUAGAUGCAUGGUGAGCAAAGUAUGUUUUUCUCCUAUAAAAGAAGUAUGUUUUGAUGUUCUGUGGUAGUUAAGGAAUUUUUGAGUAAUCAAAUCUGCUUAGCUUUGGUUUUGUUGGCAGGUUCAGAGAAACAAUUUACUUGGCAUUCUUCUCCCUAGAAAUUAGGAAAAUGUCAAAAAUAGUGCACAAGGUAAAAAGAGUGAGAUCAGCCACUGAAAACAUUUAUGGUGAAGGAACCUCUUGACUUCACACCUUAGUAUUGGUGAUAUGGGAAGUGUCUGUCUGAACCUCAAGGCCUUGAACUGCCAUUUUGGAAAGCAAGGAGUUGGGGAUGGAAAGACUGGAGUUGGUAUUCUUUCUGCUCUGUUACCCAUUGCUAUCUUCAUGGAUCUGACACUCUGUUUAUCUGACAGAGCACUCAGUACUGCUUCGCCAGGGAAAAUUGCACAAAACAAGCCCAGUGCAUCAGCAUUUUCAUUGUGUAUUAAGCUGAGCCUCCCUUCACAUGGUCACAUCCCCUUUUUAAUCUGGGAUUCCAUGUCCCUUUCCCAGUCCAGCCUGUUUCUGUGGUGUCUGUUGCUGGUCUCCCUGAGCUUCUGUUUCUGUGGUUUGAGUGGUUUUUUUGUGUGGCUGAGUGUUAAGACCUGCAGGACUUUUGGAAGUGGCGUUGUUUGGGGGUUAGGCAGUACACUGAUUUAGUGUUAGUAGUUUGUCACAGACUGAGGUGAUGGCUGCGUUCAAGUUGGAUUUCCUCCCAGAGAUGAUGGUGGAUCAUUGCUCCUUGAAUGCUAGCACUGUCUCAAAGAAAAUGAAUGGAACACUGGAUCACCCAGACCAACCUGAUCUAGAUGCCAUCAAGAUGUUUGUGGGUCAGGUCCCACGGAGCUGGUGUGAGAAGGAUCUAAGAGAACUUUUUGAGCAGUAUGGUGCUGUCUAUGAAAUCAAUGUCUUGAGGGACAGGAGCCAAAACCCUCCUCAGAGCAAAGGGUGCUGUUUUGUUACAUUUUAUACCCGUAAAGCUGCACUAGAAGCACAGAAUGCUCUUCACAACAUGAAGAUCCUCCCAGGGAUGCACCAUCCUAUCCAGAUGAAACCAGCUGACAGUGAAAAGAGUAAUGCAGUAGAAGAUAGGAAGUUGUUUAUUGGAAUGAUAUCCAAGAAGUGCAAUGAAAAUGAUAUCCGAGUGAUGUUCUCCCCCUUUGGGCAGAUUGAAGAAUGCAGGAUAUUACGGGGCCCAGAUGGCCUGAGCCGAGGUUGUGCAUUUGUGACUUUUACAACAAGAGCCAUGGCACAAACAGCAAUCAAAGCAAUGCACCAAGCACAAACCAUGGAGGGUUGCUCUUCUCCCAUUGUGGUAAAAUUUGCAGACACGCAGAAGGACAAAGAGCAGAAACGAAUUGCUCAGCAACUCCAGCAACAAAUGCAACAGAUCAGUGCUGCCUCAGUAUGGGGAAACCUGGCUGGUCUCAACACACUUGGACCCCAAUACUUAGCACUUUAUUUGCAGCUCCUUCAGCAGACAGCAGCUGCGUCGUCUGGGAACCUGAACACAUUGAGCAGCCUCCACCCGAUGGGAGGACUGAAUGCGAUGCAACUACAGAACCUAGCUGCAUUAGCAGCUGCGGCCACUGCAGCUCAGAAUACACCGAGCGGUACUGCUGCACUUACCUCCUCCAGCAGUCCCCUGAGUGUGCUCACCAGCUCAGCAGGUUCCUCACCUAGCUCCAGUAGCAGCUCCUCUGUUAAUCCAAUGGCUUCUCUUGGAGCACUGCAGACACUGGCAGGGGCUACAGCAGGCCUCAACGUUAGCUCUUUAGCAGGAAUGGCAGCCUUAAAUGGAGGACUUGGCAGUGGUGGUCUCUCAAAUGGGACAGGUAGCACAAUGGAAGCCCUCACACAGGCUUAUUCUGGAAUCCAGCAAUAUGCUGCUGCUGCAUUGCCCACACUCUAUAACCAGAGUCUCUUAACACAGCAGAGUAUUGGUGCAGCAGGAAGUCAAAAAGAAGGUCCAGAGGGAGCCAAUCUGUUUAUCUACCAUCUCCCCCAGGAGUUCGGGGAUCAGGAUCUGCUGCAGAUGUUCAUGCCAUUUGGAAAUGUUGUCUCUGCUAAGGUUUUCAUUGACAAGCAGACCAAUCUAAGCAAGUGUUUUGGUUUUGUAAGUUACGACAAUCCUGUCUCUGCACAGGCUGCCAUUCAGUCAAUGAACGGCUUUCAGAUUGGCAUGAAGCGUCUGAAAGUACAGCUCAAGCGCUCUAAGAAUGACAGCAAGCCAUACUGAGCGCCCCUCCCCUCCGGGACUGGAGUGAGAAGGAUCUUCUGGUAAGUUGGAGAGGAGCGCACUUAGUGAUUCGAAGCCCUAAGGCUGUGUUUUUACAGUCCUGGAAGCUGAUCCAUGCCUUCUAUCUGGCACAUCUUCCCCUGAAGAUUUGGCUGCAGCCUCUGCUGAGAAUCCCGCUUUGGAUGGAGGACAAGUUUGUGCUUUUGUUUCCAGUGUUUUACUUUGGAAUUUAGGUGCCAUAUCGCUGAGGUUCUCUUUUUCUUUUCCCUUAUUUGAAGUUUGCUGUGUUUGUAACCAGUGUGUGUUGAGAAGGACCAAUGCCAGCUCCUUGGGGGUGGGGAGGGAAGGUUAAAGGGAGCAGCAGGAACUGACACCACACUGCCUUCGGGUAGAGAGGAGAAGGGGAAGCAGAACUGACACCACACCGCCAUGGGGGAGAGGAGAAAGGAAAGCAGAAAUAACACAGAACAACUGAUGAAAACAGAGAUGGGGAAUGAGAACUGAGUCCAUCCAAGUUUGGGCGAGCAAAGAACCAACUCCAUGUAGCCUUUGUCAUGCCCUAUCCACUCUUUGAAAUUUAUUUAGCUGUAUGCCAUGGUGGGGAUUUAGUAAAUCAUCUCUAAAGCAGGAGACAGGCUAGAAGGGUGAACACAUUAACAAGCCAAAGGAAAACUGCAGUGAUUUUAUUUGCUGUAUAUAAAGUGGUGUUUAUAUAGCACUGUGAAUGUACACAGCACUUUAUGAAAUUAUUAAAUAAUGUCCCUGCCCAGAAAAUUUCACUGUCCAUUUACAGUUGAAUAUUAAUGAGAUGCAGUGAGUUUCUCCAUAUUUAAGAAGACUUAUCCCGUGUAUUUUUUCUAGGUUUUGUAGAAGGGUAUAGAGCAAGACAGCUUAGUCUAAUGAAUGCAUCUGCGGCUGGAAACACGAAACUUUUCAUGCCUGCAGAAUAUUUUGACAAUUUUUCUUAACAGUUCAUCACAUUCCCCAUUUCUGUGGAAUAAUGUCCUUUUUGCAGAGUAUUAAUUUGAAUUCAUUCUGAUAAGCAUAAUGUAAACACUGUUUUUUUCACUAUUAAAAUGACUGUUAAACUGAGAUACAAAGCCCAGAGUUACUCUAACACAGCUCUUGGGGCUCCUGUUUCAUACAUGUUCUCAUAGGAUUUGAUUUCUUAGUCUUAACUCUGUUGCAAUAACUUCCUGGGGGGGUUUAAAGAAAAAACAAAACACAAAACAAUUUGUGUAGUGAUUUGAUUAGGUAUUCCUUUAUACUGCAGUUUUCCUUUAGGGAGGUGUGUACCAGUGCAAAACAGGGUAACACAGGAGCUGUGGAACCAGAGCAGAACAUUGAGCCAUUCAGUCUUAUUCUGCCUUUUGGUACUAGCUGUUAUCUUCUAUAUUGAAGGAAAAUGGAACACACCCCUUCAAUGAACACACACUUUUUCUGCACACUUGUGAAAUUGCUAGUGCGUUGCUAAGGGCCUUUGUUAUACACUGGUUUUAGGGGGCUCAAGGGAUUUUUGACACUCUGGCCUGAGUUGUUUUAAGAAAUCAGAGUCCCAUUUGUAAUAACCACCAAAAUCCACCUCUGUCACAAGAGGAAGUUUACAAUUUCUGUGCAUCUUUAACAGAAGUUCCAUUUACCUCAUAUUUUCUCCUUGUUUGUUUUUGUGUUUCUUUUGUAUUCCUGGUUCGUGAUGCUGUUUUCCGAGGCACCAGCUAACAGGGCAAUUUGGGUCCCAGCUGCUAAAUAAUGGGUGUGUGGGUCAGACAUAGGGUUGGGACUUCCUGUUCUGCUCCAGCAGGAGGAGCACUGAACCCAUCGAACUGAGAUCGGUUCAGAGUAUGGGUGCAGUGAUCUGUUGAGAAUGUUGGGCAUUCCCAGGGACUGGGUCCCCUGGGAUCUCAAACCUCAGAAGUGCAAGACCUGACCUGUAGCAUCCAAGAGCCCUUUCCAUUCUUAAUUUGAAAAUCAAACCGUUUAUGCCAGUAUGUCUAUAUUAAUGGCAGACAGGUAAAUCUAUCAGUAUUAUUCAAACAAUUCUGUGGUGGCAAAGGUUCAAAGGCCAGAUUGCCAAACUUCCCAGUUAUGCCGGCAUGUGGUACCCUUCUGUGUUAAUUAUUUCAAUCUCUCUAGAAACUUAAACGUACACUUAAGUGAACCAUGUACACUUGAAUUCUGCACGAUGGGAAAGAUGUGUCCUGGUUUUCUGAGAAAAAGAGUAUUGGAGUGUGAAGGCCUCCAGGGUUAUAAUGGGAUUUUUUUAUAUAUAUAUAAAUAUUAUACUUUUCAAAAAAAAUUAAAAAAAGAAAAAAGAAAAAAAAUAAGAAAAUCACACAGGAGCAACUGCUCCAAGUGCAACCUGCUGUAACCAAGAAUGUUGUUUCUAUUUUUAUAGAAGUUUUAUACCGCUCCAGGGUGGAGAAUAUUUAUCACCUAAAUUAUUUCACUGGAAAAAAAGGCCAGGGUUUUGUAGAAUCCUGAAUGUGAUUGUUUUACACACAUAAUGAUGUGCAUGAUUGAAACUACUGAUUUUCAGUGGCCUGUUUGCAGCCCAACAACUGCUAAAUGGGGAAGACGAAUGCUGUGAACCAGUGGAGGAGAGCACUGUGCUCUGGGGUCUCUACAGUCACUCUUACCUUCUUUGCACCCUACCCACUGUACUAUCUGAGACCUUUGUCCUGUUUCUUUGUAACCUGAUGCUCUGACCUCUCUAUUAGUCAUUUCAGUUGCCCCAAAUUAGAUAUUUUAGCUUCUGCGUCCCGUAGUGUGUCCUCAGUACUGUAACUUAUGGAUCAAGCUUGCCAUUGUUGCAAAUAGGUGCCACUCCUCUGCUGACUUUAGGAGGGAGAUUCACCAGCUUAUACUGUGGCUUAGUUUGAUCAGUGACUCCUGCCAGACAUAAUCACCUGAACACACCUAACUUGGGCUAGCUCUUGUGCCUUACUGGCAUAACUAUAAGUAUUGCCAAAAAAAAAAAGAAAAAGAAAUUUAAGAAUCUAUGCAGGUUAAAUUUUAAAAGAUGUGAUCCUCAGGUGGUUUGAAUCAAUGCAGUUCUGCUCUCCUCAGUAGAGCUGCAUCAAUUUUCACCAGCUGAAGAUGUUGCCCUUUUUGUGUAUUUGUUUCACAUUUCCCUUUCUUGGUGUAUCAAUGUAUAUGUUGCCAAAGUUAAUAAAUGUAUCAGGUUUGUGACUUGGGCAGAUUUUUUUUCUGAUGACAGAACUGAUCAGAUAAAGUCAACAUUUCUGUGUCUGGUGGCUGCUGUGGACUCUAAAGAUUUAGGCUCUUCUUGCCUUCCAGUCUGAAGCCAAUUUUCUUCCUUACUGGUAGGAAAGUCUGGGGUUUUGGGGACUUGGGGCUUUUAAAAUUCAUUUUUAAUUCCUGUCAUGCUCCUAUUCAAGCAAAUUAAAUCAGUGUCAAAUGCUUUAUUUCCUGGAUGUGUGAGUUCAAAUAAAGCAGAAAGAUUAGAUUAAGUAGCCACAUGGAUAAAGUAUUCUGUAUCCUCAUAAACCAAAGAAUCUACAUUUUCUACAACAAAAGUUAGUACGAUUUCCAAUGAAAUGGAAUUCCAUGUUACAUGUGCCACCAGGAAUUACUUACCUAUUUUUAGAACCGAGAUGGAAGUGGUCUACUUGAUAGAUUAUUUUUUUUUUUAAUUUUUUUUUCUCAGAAGAUAUUUGGUUUUACUAGAUGUGCCAAAAUAUGAAAGUAUUAUGAACAGCUGAAGGCUUAGUAUGAUGCUGCUUAUUAUUAAGUACAGUGGUAAAUGAAAUAAUGGAUUCUUCAGUCCCCUAGACAAUCAACAGUCCAAAAGAGGAUAUCUCCUCGUAGUUUAUAUUUUUUCUUGCAGUACUACAAAGCUUGCAUUAUUAGAAAAUGCCUUUGAUAUAUAGCAAUUAAAUUAUUACCCUAAACAGAAUGAGAAUUGGAAUUUUUCAAAAUUAUCUGAGACAAUGAUGGUGAAUAUCUGUUCAUACUUUAAUGGUGAGGCAGUUUACUUGCUGUGGGCACUACUGUCUGGAAAAUAGGCACCUUAGAAAAUAGGAAAAAGCUUUUCAUCUGAGUACUGAAGUUAACAUAGCAUGAUAGAUUCUGCUUGCAUGAUAGAAUUAGCUGAAGUGUUUCUUCUUGUUAAUGGUUGUAAGUUAGGGAAGAACAGCCAAGCAGAAUGAAAUUGUACCUAUUUCAUUUGGAAAUGUCUAGAAGCAACUUGGAUAAAGCAAAUUGCAAAUGAAGCAUGCAACUAUGAACAUGUAAAAUGCUUUGAGAGCUUCUGGUUGCAGACAUUUAAACAUAGGGAUGUUAUAUGUCCCUGAGCAUACCUCCCACAAAAUAUAAACCACAAAAGACAGCAUUAUCACAGUUGUGAGAAUAAAACAAGGAUAAACUGGAAUAACUUUCCCCCAGUCAUUAAGUUCUUGUCCAGCAUCUCAUGGCUUUGCUUUUGUAGGCCAGUCAUUCCUCAGGGCUUUAAUGAAACUGAGUCUUUCCCCUCAAAAUUUCUGAGUGAAAUAUUUGAAAAAUUUCUAAAGAAAAAAAAUCACGCAGAGAAUUCUGUGGUGCAUACUUAGAUGUCACUUCAUUUCAUGCCUCUUGUUUCUCAUGCCUUAGUUCAUGAUGAAUUUGCCUUUCUGGUUUAGGACUGAAACCGUACAGCUAUCCACAAACUAUCUAGAGUAUUUCUAGAACUACAGAAGUAACUGCAAGAGUUCCAUUGUACUCUGUUUGCUGGAGUUGGUUUAAACUCCCUACUGGGUCCUUUCCCUGAAUUUGGAAAGUAUGAAGAGCAGAUUAAUCUCAGCCGUUUUAGUAAGUGGAGUGUUGCAGGUUUAGUGAACAACAUGCUGCUUGUUGCUUUGGAACUAGAAUGCAACACUUGCUAUUCUCAGAUGUGCUAUAAAUGCUGUAAGAUAAUAUGCAAGUUUCACCUUGCUCUAUUCUCUAACCAGCAGCUUUGAGAUGUGCUGAAGAAUAAGGCCACAAACAGGAGAUAAACGGGAGCUGGGGGUGGGGAGACGGGGGGGAGGAAGAGAAAGAAAAAACUUGUUUCCUCUCUCCCCUACCUCCCAUGUUCCUCCCAAAAUGUUGUCUCUUGCAGCUUACAAGCUGAGGAGAGGAAACAAAGGUAUUCGUAUCACUUAAUAUAAGAAUUAUUUUAUUUAUAAACUCUUCUAAGAAAGCUUCUGGAAACGUAUUUUUUCUACUCAUCAAACUGGCAACAGUGACUGUAGAGCUUCUCAGAGCCCAGAAUCCCCUCCUCACGAAGUCAGGGAGCUGGGAGUUGUUUAUAUAGAAGGCUGGGAAAGUCCCUGUGCAGGUCUAAUGGUAUGAAAAGUGCUCAGCUAGGACAAGUCUUAACUUGCAGUCAAGUCUUAAGGAAUUCUUCUCUAAUGUGUGGAGUUUUUGGUUCCACUUAUUUGUCUUAUAUAAUCUUUUUUUUUUUUCCCCCUGUUCCAAAUCACCCACCCCCAGUUCCAUGGGCUCCUAGGGAAUGAGAAGGGACUGUAGCUGAAGGAAAGAACAUGGAUUUCCUGGGCUACCAGUGCCUAAGAACUUCCCAUGUUAGAAUGCAAGAAAAGUCUCAGCUGUCAAACCACCUGUGAAUCACUUGUGCCCUCUGUCUUGUCUCAUGGUCUCAGUCUCUGUGGGCGAGUGUCAGCCUGGGAGCCCUAUUGUUUGGAGUUGGUCUCCUGGGGAGGGAGCUUGCUCUGUUCUUCUCCUCAACAGAGCCAGUGAAGACACGGGCACAGGGUGAGGUGAAUGCAUGCUAACCAAUGUGUCACUGGCCUGUGAAGUGUUCCAUGGACUGGGUGGUGAGAGGGAAAUCCAGGCCUCUGCUUCCAUUUGGUUUCUGGCAGUCUGAUGUUUACUUGGUGUCCUUCAUGUACUUUGACUUUUACUUGUCCAUCGUUGGCAUGUGCUGCCCUUCCCUGUCAACUCCCUUCCCCAGGAGAUCUCAUUGUACAGUGCCCAUUCUUGUUCUCUCUCUCCGUGUUUGGAUGUACUGCUCUGUGUAACUCAGUGGGUCUCCCUCUUUCUGGUUUGUUUUUUUUUCUAGAUUCCUGCCGUUUGUUCAUCGUUGUGCCUAAAGCAUGUCGAUGUGGCGUUCAAGUACAUCGUCCAAAUCCUUGUCUCUUCAGCUUCUCUGAUGCUUGAACUCUCACCUUUGACCUUGUGUUGACCUUUGAUGCUGAUGUGUAUUUUUAUUACGUUUGUUUCUUUCUUUUUUUUUUUCUUUUUUUUUUUUUUCUGUGCUGCCAAAUUGGUUUUGCUAGAAAGACUGCUGAAGGGGAAUAUUUAAACUUGCAUUUGAAUAUAAAAGAAUUUCUAUUUUUCUAGACCUUCGUAAGAUAACCACUUGAUUUUGUGAAUCUGGUUCUUUGUAAUUGUCUUCAGAGCAGCCUUGCUAGCAUACCUUGUGGAGUAUUUGUAUUUCUGUGAACAUACAGCCAAUCACUUUCUAGGCUUAGUUUUUUCUGUGUGCUUAGUUUCAAAAACACAGUUUUGAAGAAAAAGUCAAUUAUGUGGUGUGACUCAAUCUUUCAGGAGACUUCCUAGUCACAUUUUGCUGAUCUGGUUUCUAUGCUUGAGGAGACAGCAUAUGUUUUUAUGAGUUCAAACUUGUGACUUGAGUGGCAUCAGCAGAAAACACUUGAACUACAUUUUCUUCUGAUUGUAGCUACAUUUUUUGCCCUGGCAUUUAUUGAUUUUUUUUUUUUAAUUAUUAUUAUUUUUAUUUUUUCCCCUGCUUCCCUGUGUGAUUAUCAGUCUGCAGUGAAAAUUUGAUCAUAGUUGAUGUUGUAUUUUGUUAAGCCCUAGCAUGUUUGGUUUUUUUGUAACUACAAUCUCCUCAGCAAAAUGUGAUGUUUUUGUUUUAAUCUUUCAGACUAAGAUAGUGCCCAGAAAUGUUUUGCAUGUUCCCUGCUGUUUUCUUCACACCCUCGUAUAUAUCACCUUCACCUCUCUGUUUUCUAUAGUUUGUGCAAAAACUGAGCAAUUUAAUGAGUUUCAAAGGUAUCUUUUAAAUUGGUGGUUUUGGUGUGACAAAUAUCUGAUCAGAAGCCACCUGAGGGCAUCUACCUGUGCACUUAGACUGUCUGCCUGACAGAGCACCUGGACCUUGCCUCCAUCUCCAGUGCUGUCAGAGGCUCCCAGGGGCCUCGGUUGCACUGUUCCUGUACUGGAAGUUUUGGUGGAAGGGGAUAGCUGGGGAGCAGGAAGGUGGGGGAACUUCACAGUUAUUUCUCUUUCCAAAGUUAUGUGAAGCUAGGGCUCCUUUGAAACGCUCUUUAUGAGCAUUUUGUGUAAUUCAGGGUAAAUGUUUGUGAAGUCCAGCCCCAGUUUAAUACCAUCAGUCAGACCUUGGUGGCAGGAUCCUGGAGGAUCGAGGUUAGCUCUUGAAAUAAAGUGUUUGAAAUAUCCCAGAGAAAGCAUUUGUAACCCUGAUCCUACAACUGCUGGCUCUUUUCCCAAGUGACAAGCACAAUACAACAGCCUCUGAAGCUGUUACCUGAACAGGGUACCAUCCCCAGCUCUCUUCUCAAGGGCCUUAGCUGGGGAAUCUCUACGGAGAUUUUUUAGUUUUUGUUUAGUUUUUAAUUGGGUAAUGAGCUAAGCAGUUUUUCUAGCUUGCAGAAUGAACUCGAACAGGUUACUGCUUUCUGGGUGGCAGGCUUCCCCCUACCCUAUGUACCAUCUGCACAGGUAGAAACUGGGAUGUAGCUUCUAGAUCAGGGGUGUCAAACUCAUUUUCACUGGAGGCUGCAUCAGCCUGGCGGUUGCCUGGAAAGGGCCGAAGGUAAUUUUAGGACCGUAUAAAUAUAACUCCUCCUACAUUUAUACAGUCCUAAAAUUACAUUCGGCCCUUUAAAGGCAACCACCAGGCUGAUGUGGGCCCUGGUGAAAAUGAGUUUGACAACCCUGCUCUAGAUGAAGGCACCUGAAGAGUGUGUGCUGUGAUGAAGUUUCAGUCAGAAGGAGAAGCAAGCUAGUGUAGGUAUCUUAACAGUAACAAAUAAUGUGGAAUUAAAUCCCAGAAGGCGUUUUGCUGAGAAAGCAAAUCGUGUUUGAUCCAGAAAUCUUACUUUUCUCCAGUGUUUGGGGUAAUGCAAAGAUGCAAAAGGAUUUUUUUUCUAUCCUACUUUGGAGUUGGCUGAGGAUACUACAUUCUUGAUAAAUAUUGGUAGACUCGUGUAGACAGUCCUUAAUCUGCUUAUAAGACAGACCAUGUUUGGAAAUGGUACAUAUACCUGGGAGUGAAGCGUGAGGCUGGGUGGAAGAAGGACAGAGACGGGUUUUUUGGGAGAUAGGGUUGUGGGCUGGCUGCUGUUAGUCCCACAGUCUGAAUGCACAGGGCUGCGUGUCAGUGGGAGCACCGAUACCCUGCAGUGUAUUGAGUAACUGCCAAUACGUUUCUGUACAUGUGCAUUUGGUUCCAUAUGGAACUUUGGGGAAACCUGUGGACAAAUAUCUGAAGAAAACCAAAAUGCCAAACGUUGGAUGUUUCUUUCCUUUCUUCUUUCCUUUUCUUCCUUUGGUUGUUUUAAUUGUUCUGUGGUGGUUUUAAUGGAUUUGAGACAGUGGAGCAGCAGCUGCCUUUCUGAUUUUUGGCUGCUUUUUGUGAAUAAUUUAAAAAGAAAAUUUACAUUUUGGAGACAAACCUGUGGGCUUUUUUAUUGGUACAAACAUUGUAUUUAACACUAGGGGUUUUGUACAGUUUUUUGCCUUUUCUACUAGAAAACAAUGUAAAGUGAUUCACAAUGUGAUGAGAAAACAAAUUGCCACUAUGACCAAAUGUAGAGUCUGUUCUGCAGUAAUGGGAUUUAAUCAACUCGAAGUCGUGGUUCAGUCGUAGAAAUGCUUUUCUUUACCUUGUUUGAGCUGUUCCUUUUUCUCUUGUUUUGAUUUGCAAAACAAAAUGUCUUUUUGUGUGAAAUUGUGUUGUACUCUGUAGAGAAUUACGGAUUUUACUUUAAUGGUUUAAAAAGCAGAGAAGCACGUGUUGCUUUUCUGAUCUGAUCGCAGAGUUUGUGUAGUGGAUUGAAAAAUGAAAAGAUUUGUUACAAGUUUGGAACAAGCGAGUAUGUGUUAAAGGAAUUUUCUUCCUUUUGUGUGUGUGUUUUUUUCUUUUUUGUCCCAAAGGGCAACUUAAAGCUGUUUUAAUUGCACAGACACACCAACAACAAGUCAUUUUGUAUAUGCCAAGUGUGGUACCUUCCUUUGUUUAUUUGCUAUUAAACUGUUUGAGAAGA